Molecule: messenger RNA, 1485 nt
Organism: Heterostelium album PN500
Lineage: Eukaryota; Evosea; Eumycetozoa; Acytosteliales; Acytosteliaceae
Product: C1 family peptidase
Exons: 6
Coding region: 1-1485 (494 amino acids)
Cellular component (GO): lysosome
Molecular function (GO): cysteine-type endopeptidase activity
Source: RefSeq, a predicted model, not a curated record
AUGACUUUGGAUAUUUUUAGAUCUAAAAGUAGAUCACUCGUUUGUUUCUCUCAAAUCAUAACGAUGAAAAUUAAUUAUCUAUUAUUUAUCUUUUCACUUUUGUUGUUGACUUUGUCAGCUUCACAAUUGGAGAAUAAUGAAUUAUUAUCAAUUACAUUGACUCUUUCACCAACAUCAGCAUCGACAUCAUCACAACCAACUUCGUCUUCGACUUCAACUUCCUCGACAACUACUACCAGCACCACUGGUACAACAACAACUUCACCAAUAUCAACAGGUAUUACAACAUUACCAGCAACAACAGUAAGUUCAACAACAUCAAGUAAUUUAGAAUAUCAACAAUUCACAGACUGGAUGAUUCAAAACAAUAAAUCAUACACAAACAAUGAAUUCUUGACAAGAUUCAAUAUUUUUGUUGAUAAUCUGCUUUAUGUAAAUCAAUUUAAUUCGUUGACUGGAAAUGAUACUGACGCCAUGAAAUUGGGAAUGAAUGUAUUUGCUGAUUUGACACUCGAUGAAUUCACCAACACAUUCCUUGUGAAAGAUUUAUCAAAUUUCUCAUUAAAUUCAAACACAACCACUUCUACAAGUACAUCAACUUCGAGUACAACUUCAACAACGACAACAGGAGGUGGAUUAUUAGGAGGAUUACUAACGUUAACAAUUGGUACUGGAGGAUCUACAUCUGGUGGUGGUGGUGGAUUGUUAGGUGGUCUUUUAACAGGUUCAUCUCAACCAUCAAAAUCAUCUCUCAGAACUUUAAUGGCCACCGUUGUAGAUUGGAGAAGUUAUCUAUCAGGAGUUAAAAACCAAGGAUCAUGUGGAAGUUGUUAUGCAUUUGCAUCGUUAGCUCCACUUGAAGCUUUAUUGGCAAAAAAAGGUCAAAUAGUAUCUCUUUCAGAACAAGAAAUUGUUGACUGUUCAACAAGCUAUGGCAAUCAUGGUUGUAAUGGAGGUUGGAUGACAGGUGUUUAUAAUUAUAUUUCAGAUGCAGGAGGUGUAAGUUCAGAAUCAUCAUAUCCAUACAAAGGUGUUGUUCAACAAUGUAAACCUGUUGGAGCUAAAUAUGCAAGAGUGGCUAAAUAUGUUUCAGUAUCCAAUCGAGCAGCAAUGGAAGAUGCAAUAACAAAGGUAGGACCAAUUGCUGUUGCUUUACAGGCCGGUGUAAGAUCAUUCCAAAUGUACAGUGGUGGUGUAUAUAAUGAUCCAGCUUGUGGAGCAGGUCAAAUAGAUCAUGGAGUUACAAUUGUUGGUUCUGGAGAAGCAAACGGAAUGGCAUAUUACAUUAUUAGAAAUAGUUGGGGUUCUGGAUGGGGAGAAGCAGGGACAAGAAGCAAAUUCUUUUUAAUUGAAUAUUGUUCUUCAGAUUUUGACCCUGAAGAUUUUGGAAAAGUGAAAAUAUCUUCUUCUUUUAAAAGACAAAUCAAUCAACCAAAUCAAUCAAAUCAUAUCAAAAAACAACAUACAGUCAAAUCUAAAACUUAA